AUGCUGCCCCUCCCUCACUCUGAUGACAGUGUUAGUCUCCUCUACAGCAGGAUGCUGCCCUCCCUCAGUCUGAUGACAGUGUUAGUCUCCUCUACAGCAGGAUGCUGCCCCUCCCUCACUCUGAUGACAGUGUUAGUCUCCUCUACAGCAGGAUGCUGCUCCUCCCUCACUCUGAUGACAGUGUUAGUCUUGCUUCAGACGUCAGGUCUUGCUUCAGACGUCAGGUCUUGCUUCAGACGUCAGGUCUUGCUUCAGACGUCAGGUCUUGCUUCAUACGUCAGGUCUUGCUUCAGUCGUCAGGUCUUGCUUCAGACGUCAGGUCUUGCUUCAGACGUCAGGUCUUGCUUCAGACGUCAGGUCUUGCUUCAGACGUCAGGUCUUGCUUCAGACGUCAGACGUGGUGAAGCCUCUCCUGAUGAGUCGCACCGCGGGGGGAUGUCAGGCACUAUGCAGAGAGGGCGAUCCUCGUACUGCAGGUCCCCCAAGCGUUUAGCUGCAGACAAUACCGUAGUGACGUCCCUCGAGCGAUGA
Knipowitschia caucasica is the source of this 531-nucleotide messenger RNA. NCBI's taxonomy places the organism in Eukaryota, Metazoa, Chordata, Actinopteri, Gobiiformes, Gobiidae. The record is from the annotation of a GenBank genome assembly.